Pseudomassariella vexata is the source of this 1707-nucleotide messenger RNA. RefSeq lists its product as uncharacterized. The transcript has 3 exons. Gene Ontology annotation, molecular function: protein binding. Lineage: Eukaryota; Fungi; Ascomycota; Sordariomycetes; Amphisphaeriales; Pseudomassariaceae. The record is from RefSeq and is a predicted model, not a curated record. The annotation marks the transcript as partial.
AUGCCUGGGGAGUGCAUUGUGAUAGAUGGCCUCUGGCGUUGCUUAUGCCCUUCCUUGGACGCAAUUACCCUCUCCAGGGCGCUGCAAAAGCCCACCACUCCUCUACGGCGGCCACGACAUUUGCACCUGCCAUGCCGACGUAGAUAUACCACCUCUGCGCCUGCGAUGGCACGCUCGCCCUCGUUCUCUCAAUAUAUGCACCGCGCAUGGAAGCGUAACCGUGAACUUCCUCGCACACUCUUCAGAGGCGCGCACAACUUCGACGAUGCUAUGCUUGACUCCAUCGGCACUCAGACCAUGCUCGAUACCCUUCGAGAGCUACAGACUCUCGAGCAGCAGUACCACUCCAUUGCCAAGAUUGUCCAUUAUCUCAUUACAAAGCGCCGUGAGAAGCCCACCGCCUUCUUAUACGAGUGCAUCAUCAGGGCCAACACGGACUACAAACAUGGUUCCGCCCAGAUCGUUGCCGAUUUACUGAAGGAGAUGGAGACAACAGGCGUAUUGCCCACUGCUGGUGUCUACAAUGCUAUUUUGGAUGUUCUCGCUAUACACCCAGAUUACGUUCUUCGAAACAAGGUGCUCAAGGACAUGAGACAAGCUUGGCUGACACCGACCUUCAACGCCCACGUAUCCGUUGCCAUCGGCCUCCUAAGAGAUGGACAGUAUGAGAUGGCGCUCGAAAAGCUGGAAGAAAUGUAUCAAAGUGGUGUUCCCAUUCCAAUAUGGGCUUACGACACGUUCAUCUAUACGUUCGGCGAGCUGGGCUUCAGUGAAGAAGCCCUCAUGAUCAUGCAACAUAGGCUCAGGGAUCCAGAAGCCAGCGACACGGGAGAGAACCUCUGGCUCGUUCUAUUAGACUCCUUCAGCAGAGAUUCAUUCUAUGAAGGCGUCCAUUAUAUCUGGACUCGAAUGGUGGGGCCAGGAAAGCUUACUCCUUCAGAUGGUGUUGUUCUCAACGUGCUGAACAUUGCUUCACGGAAUGGGGAUGUCGUCAUGGCCUCGAGUGCCCUGAAGAUAUUUUCGAUGCGCGGACGAAAGUUAGACCUGCAUCACUUCGAACCUCUGCUGGAAAUUCACGCCGGGCAAGGCGACCUACGCAAAGCCUUCAUCACUCUUUGCCUCAUCGACAAAGCUGGCCUACAGCCGGACUUAUCCAGUACUCGUGUCAUCUACCGAUUGCUACGGGAGUCGCCCUCAGAGAUAGAACCCGCCUUGUUUUGCCUACGCAACCUCCAGCUGGAACAUCGGGUCCCCGUUGCUGCAUUCAACGUUGUGCUCGAGGCAGCUCUCCAACAACACGGCUUCAAACAUGGGCUAGAUGUCUAUCGCAGCGUGCGCAGGAUCUGUACAGCCGGACCAGACACCACAACAUUCAACUUACUAUUGAGUCAUUGCUCAGUAUACAAGUCCCUGAAAUUCGUUAUGGCCGAGAUGCAGACUUUAUCCAUCAAGAUGAAUCAGUCCACUUACGACCACGCCAUAAGGGUCUGCUUUCUGCAAAAGCUACGCGAUCAUGCAUUCUCAUACCUCGAACAAAUGCAGAACGACCCGGCAGCAGAAUCAGGAGGGUGGUGGUUAAACAAAGGCACAGCGUUGGCAUUCAUUAGGGGCUGCAUCUUUGCUGAAGAUGCUCGGGUCCAAAUUCUUCUCGAUGGCUGCAAGAAGAGAGGCCUGGACGUCGACGAAGAAGUUCGAGUCCUGAUCGCA